AUGGGGCGCAUCGAGUGGGCCAUGUGGGCGAACGAGCAGGCGCUGGCCGCCGGGCUGAUUUUAGUGACCGGUGGUAUCGUGGCUGUUUCAGGCCAAUUCAAAAGGUGGGAGAUUGCAGUUUAUGCAAUAGUGGCGGGAGUGUUUGUUUGCUUUUUGGAGUAUCCCCGAGGAAAAAGGAAAAAGGGAUCUACUCUAGAGAGAUGUGGCCAGAAGUAUUUGACAGCUGCUGUGAAGACCUGUGGACCUCUAACUAGGAAUUAUUAUGUCCGGGCCGUUCUCCACGCAUGUCUAGCCGUUCCUGCAGGAUAUUUGCUGGCCACCAUCCUUGGCACCGUUUGCCUGGCCAUAGCAAGUGGCAUCUACUUAUUGGCUGCCAUUCGUGGCGAAGAGUGGCGCCCCAUUGAAGCGAAGCCUCAAGAGCAGCUCCAGGUGGGAGGCACCAUCAAGCACCCCCCCAGCAACCCACCCCCCCGGCCCCCUGCAGAAGCCCGGAAGAAGCAAAGGGAGGGAGAGCAAACUGGCCAAGACAAUCCUAUUGAAGUGGUUCCUUAGGAAUCUCUCCCAUCAGAUAGACUGCAGUCGGAGGGGGAGGCUCCACUUCUGCUUGACCAAGGCAUGGGUGACACCCUCCAGGAUUGAAACUCGGGUCAGAUCUUUCUCAAGCAGAAAGAUGUGGCUGUACCUGAAUUCCUGCAAGCCCCUGGGGGGGGCUUCUUUGGUCUUUCUCUUGUCUUUCCUUCCUCCCCCCCCCUGCUGACCCCCACUGUAUGCUUCAGACAGGCAGGGCUUGCAGGCCAGUUAUUGCCAAUAACUGAUGCUGAUUGUAAGCCCGAAGGAAGGCAAAGUUGUAAAUUAGUUUUAGAUAGGUGUCUUUAUACAGUUAUAAACUUUUCUGAGGCUGGAUUCAAAUUUGAAAAGAUUUAAAGAAAAGGUUUAACAUUUGAAAUAUUGAAAUAAAAAGGGAUCCCAAAGCUUCCUGGAUCACAUCAGACCUGGCCACACCAGCAAAGCUCUUGGCUUCAUUUCUUCCCCUUAGAAGGGAACAAGUUGCUCCUAUUUGAGGCAAAAGACCCCUUCCGUCUCCCCACCCUCUGCUCCUUCUCUCUUUCUCUUCUUUCCUCCCAAUCCAACAUAUUUUGCCCCCAUGUUGACCCACAAGAGAGCAGGACUUUUGCACCCACCCUUCUCAGGGGUCUUGCCAGGCCCCCCCAUGACUUCUGUCCCCUUUCCCCAAAGUUUUUGCCCAAAACUCUGCUGAAACUCGCACCCACUGCUUCCCCUCGGCUGCUGCUCCUAUUCUGCCUUUAAGUCAUUCCUACUUCUUUUUCCCCAUCUCAUUUCAACUCUGAUCAAGUCUGGCUUGUCUCCUUUUCAAAGGGAGCCAAAGAGACCCUGUCUCUACAAAUCAUGUAUACAUGGUGUUUUAGUCAAAUAUUCCCAGAAGCAUCAUUUUUUUAAUUGAAUGGAUUAAUCUUACCAUUCCUUCCAUGUUUAUUGUAUUUUAUCUGGCCUUCCAAUGCUUUAUUAAAUUCCUCAUUUUAACGUAUGAAGUCUAAUCCCCUCCCCCCCGUGCUUAUUUUUAACUAGUUCAAUAAACAAACAUCAGUUUUGAGAAC
This is a messenger RNA of Protobothrops mucrosquamatus (brown spotted pit viper), 1616 nucleotides long. RefSeq names its product cytochrome b-245 light chain. NCBI's taxonomy places the organism in Eukaryota, Metazoa, Chordata, Lepidosauria, Squamata, Viperidae. Gene Ontology annotation, molecular function: heme binding. The coding region runs from base 1 to 552 and encodes 183 amino acids. Gene Ontology annotation, cellular component: NADPH oxidase complex. The record is from RefSeq and is a predicted model, not a curated record. The transcript is spliced from 6 exons. Gene Ontology annotation, biological process: superoxide anion generation.